CAAUUACAAACGGGUAUGAGUGUAAAGAAGGCACAGACCUUAACCACAUUCGCUGGACAAUGACAGACCCCGAUAUCAUCCUCUACCUCUACCCUAUCGAUGGCUUGGGCAACAAAGGCGCCUCUUACGCUAUUUCCCUGCCCGAGAAUAAGUCGAGGUUCGUCCCAGCGGCCGCCAGCAGCAGCUGUAACAAUGUUCGCCGCAGCCGUCACGACAGGGAUGCGACCGAGGAGCCCGAAGAGCGUGGACGCUUCAAUGGGGACCCUUGUAUCGUGCUCAGGCUCAGCCAGAGCACCUGA
Molecule: messenger RNA, 299 nt
Organism: Pyricularia oryzae 70-15
Lineage: Eukaryota; Fungi; Ascomycota; Sordariomycetes; Magnaporthales; Pyriculariaceae
Exons: 1
Coding region: 60-299 (79 amino acids)
Source: RefSeq, a predicted model, not a curated record